Messenger RNA from Emiliania huxleyi CCMP1516, 483 nucleotides. RefSeq lists its product as hypothetical. The annotation marks the transcript as partial. Gene Ontology annotation, cellular component: anaphase-promoting complex. The transcript has 2 exons. Gene Ontology annotation, biological process: anaphase-promoting complex-dependent catabolic process; protein K11-linked ubiquitination. The record is from RefSeq and is a predicted model, not a curated record. Lineage: Eukaryota; Haptophyta; Isochrysidales; Noelaerhabdaceae.
GAGAUUGGCGACCUCGCCGUGUGGUCGCUGUCCACCGCCAAGCCCGGCAACGGCGUGGAGCAGCUGCGCGACGACGACGUCAACACGUACUGGCAGUCCGACGGGCCGCAGCCCCACCUCGUCAACAUCCAGUUUCACCGCAAGAUGGUGAUCCACCACAUCCGAGUCUACACCGACUUCAAGCUCGACGAGUCGUACACGCCGGCGAAGAUCUCGAUCCGAUCGGGCACGACCUUCCACGACCUGCAGGAGAUCCACGUGCAGGAGCUCCACGAGCCGAGCGGCUGGCACACCAUACUGCCGACGAUCGAGCAGGCGGCGGGCGGCGGCGAGGGCGGCGGCGGCCCGCUCCGGACGCACUUUAUUCAGGUGGCGGUGCUGGCCAACCACCAGAAUGGGCGCGACACACACAUACGCCAGAUCAAGAUCUACACGCCGCGCCGGCUGAUGGGGCGGCAUAUGGACCUCCCGCACUUUAGCUCG